Messenger RNA from Aspergillus nomiae NRRL 13137, 1713 nucleotides. Its product is annotated as flavin-containing monooxygenase. Bases 1 to 1713 code for a protein of 570 amino acids. The record is from RefSeq and is a predicted model, not a curated record. Gene Ontology annotation, molecular function: flavin adenine dinucleotide binding; NADP binding; N,N-dimethylaniline monooxygenase activity. The transcript is spliced from 7 exons. Lineage: Eukaryota; Fungi; Ascomycota; Eurotiomycetes; Eurotiales; Aspergillaceae.
AUGUCAAACUCAAGCUCGAAUCCAACCCAUGCACUCCCUUCUUACAGCCAAGUUGCUUGCAUUGGGGCAGGGGCAAGUGCGAUCGCGUUAGGUGCAACACUGAAAAGAUGGUACGGUGUGGAAGAUAUUCGCUUCUUUGAGCGGCAGACAGACUGUGGUGGAACAUGGCAUAUCAACACGUAUCCAGGCUGCGCGUGUGACGUUCCCAGUGCUCUGUACAGCUUUUCAUUUGCUCCCAACGCUGAGUGGUCCAAGUUGAUGCCUUCGCAACAAGAAAUCAAAGCGUACCAGGAUGGUGUCGUCGCAACAUACGGUUUGAGACAGAGAAUGACAUUCCGUACGGAGGUGAAACAGUGCGUAUGGCGGGAUGAUGCGUCUCGAUGGGUUCUUUUCCUCCGCAAUGUCGAGACUGGAGAAGAAUCAACACAUGAGUGCCAGGUACUGUUUUCCGCCACAGGCCACUUUGCUGAACCUCGGCCUUGCGAAAUCCCCGGGGCUUCAUCUUUUCAGGGUGAUAUUAUUCAUUCAGCUCGGUGGGAUCACAGCGUCAGUUUAGAGGGCAAAAGAGUUGUAGUCGUCGGGAACGGAUGUACUGCGGCGCAGAUUGUACCUGCUAUUGUCAAGCGGACCAAAUCUUUGACGCAGAUCAUCCGGUCCCAACACUGGAUCUUCCCAGCAACCAACUUCACCUACCCGAAAAUUCUGAAAUGGAUUUUUCAGUACAUUCCUCUUACAUUGAAACUUCACCGACUGCAUAUUUUCCUCCUUGCGGAGAGUAGCUUCCGAAUGUUUCCAAUGACAGAUAAAGCCGCACGACUAAGACAGAAGCGCAGGAGAGAGGUGGAGAAGUACAUGAAAGAUACAGCGCCGGCAAAAUAUCAUGACAUUCUGAUUCCAGAUUUUGAGAUAGGGUGCAAGCGACGGAUUUUCGAUGACGGAUAUCUCAAAUCACUCCACAGUGAAAACCUUUCUCUCACAACAGCCAAAAUUCUUGAGAUUGUUCCUGAAGGUGUGAAAACUUCCGAUGGAAUUGUUGCUGCCGACGUCAUUGUAUUAGCAACCGGGUUCAAAACGAAUCAAUUUACGCCCUUCAUGGACAUCGUGGGCCGUAAUGGGAGUCUGACUGACCACUGGAAGAGAUACGACGGACCUGAAGCUUACAACUGCUCUGCUAUGAGUGGUUUCCCAAAUUUCUUCCUGUUAUUUGGGCCGAACGCAGGAACUGGUCAUACCUCAGCACUGAUGGCUGCAGAAAAUUCUGUCAAUUACGCGCUUCGUGUGCUGAAACCAGUCUUUGAACAAGAGGCAGACUCAGUUGAGCUCACGCAGGUAGCGGAGGACGAAUAUUCCGACAGAGUUCAAGAUGCAUUAAGAAAGCGGGUGUGGAAUGCUGGCUGCCAAUCGUGGUAUCAGAAUGAUAAAAACUGGAACGCCAUGGCCUAUCCGUGGUCCCAGGCCUAUUUCUGGUAUCGGAGCCUAUUCCCCAUUAACUCACAUUGGAAUGUCCGGACACGGAGCCCGAGAAAGUUUCGGAUUGGCAUAUACUGGACGAUAUUACCCAUCAUUCUUAGUUUGGGUUUCCUCGCAUCCCGCACGGAGAAUUUGACUGUUGGCCCUGUGAUGCUAGAUUUUGGCAGGAAUAUGCUCUCUUCCAUACGACAUGUGACAGCUUCUGUUCUUUCGAAGAUUCCGAUCCUGGGAGCUAAGAGCUGA